AUGUCAUCACAAGAUCAGGCACUACAGCAAUUGAGUCAUGCAUUAACUACGAUGUAUUCAAAUGCUCCAAGAGAGGAGAAAGCAAAAGCAACGAAUUACUUAGAAACUUUUCAAAAAUCAAAUGAAGCAUGGAACUUAACUCAUCAAAUACUUCAAAAUAAAUCAAACAAUAAUGAUCCACAACAACAACAAUUACAAAUAUUUGCAGCACAAACUUUAAGAUCGAAAAUCAUAUAUGAUUUAUUAUCACAAAUACAAGUUCAAAACUAUAAUGAUUUGAAAAACUCAGUCAUACAAUUGCUUACAUUAUACAACGCACCUCAAGAUAAACUAAUACGUACUCAAUUAUCAAUAGCAUUAUCACAAUUAGCAUUACAAUACUUAUCUUGGAGUGACGCAAUCAAUGAAAUCAUAUCAAUCUUAUCAACAAAUGAAUUAAUUUUGGUUUUAUUGGAAUUUUUAAAAGUUUUACCAGAAGAAAUCUCAGAUGUUAAAAAAAGUCAUUUAACUGAUGAAGAAUAUAAUAAAAGAUCUCAAGAAUUAAUAACCAACCAAGUGGAACUCGUAAUUGGAGUUUUGAAAAAUUUGGCCGAAGGGAAUACUAAGAAUGACCAACAAUUAAACUCAGCUAUAUUGGAUGCAUUAAAUAGUUGGAUUACAGAAUGCCCAAUUGAUCAAAUUUUAACAGUUCAUUCAUUAACAUCAUUAGUAUUUCAAAGUUUGUCAAAUGAUGCCACUUUUGAUAAAGGUAUUGAAUGUUUAGUUACAAUAAUUCGUGAAACAAGAGAUAUAGAUAAUUAUGAAAUAAUAGAUGCAUUAUAUCAACAAAUAUUACAAUUAAAUUCAUUUAUGCAAUCAAAUCAAGAAAACUUGGAAGAUCCAGAAAAAAUGGAUGGAUUAACUAGAUUAUAUGUUGAAUGUGGUGAAUCAUGGCAUGCAUUAAUUGCAAAAAAUCCAAAACAUUUUAAACCAUUAGUUGAAAUACUUUUAAAUUGUUGUAAAUAUGAUGAGGAUUUAGAUGUUGUGAAAUAUACUUUUCAAUUUUGGUAUUUAUUAAAACAAUUAAUUGUAUUACCUAAAUUUGAAGAGGCAAGAGCUGUACUCGGAGAUGUUUAUUUACAAUUAAUUUCAGUAGUCAUCAAACAUUUAACUUAUCCAAUUGCUGAGAAUGAUAAUGAUUUAUUCAAUGGUGACAAAGAACAAGAAGAUAAAUUUAAAGAAUUCAGGUAUGAAAUGGGAGAUGUAUUAAAAGAUUGUUGUGCAGUCGUUGGUGCGACCAAGGCAUUACAAGUUCCAUUUGAACAAAUUCAAUCCAUAUUAUCAAAUUCUUCAGGUAAUUGGCAAUACUUGGAAGCACCUUUAUUCUCGAUGAGAACUAUGGCAAAAGAAGUAUCAACAAAAGAGAAAACCAUACUACCUACUAUAAUGUCAUACUUAGUAAGAUUACCAGAGCAUCCAAAAGUCAGAUAUGCAGCUACUUUGGUAUUAGGAAGAUACACUGAAUGGACUGCUAAACAUCCAGAAUUUUUAGAACCACAAUUGAAUUACAUAACAAAAGGGUUUGAAGUGGCAAACAAUAAUAAUGAUAUAAUGAUGGCUACCUCACACGCUUUAAUGUAUUUUUGUCAAGAUUGUUCAGAAUUGUUAGUAAAUUAUUUAGAACAAUUGUAUUUACUUUAUGGCCAAGUUAGAUCUCAAAUUGAUCUAGAAUCAAGUUAUGAAUUGAUUGAUGGGUUAGCUCACGUUGUUGCAAAAGUACCGGAAGAUAAUUUGUAUAAAACUUCUGAAAUGUUUUUGGAACCAACUUUAAAUUCUAUUAAUGACUUAAAUGCCAAAAAUGAUAAUUCAGAUGAAUUAAAUACUCAAAUUUCAGAACAAAUUGAAACCAUAACUAUUUUCAUUGAUGUCUUGAAAAUUAAUGAAUUUGAUAAACCAACAUAUCCAGUGGCUACUUUAUUUAUAGAAAAAAUCUGGCCAUCAAUAACAUCAAUAUUACAUAAAAGAGCAUCAUCAAUUAAAAUUAGUGAAAAAUGUAUGAAAUUAUUAAAAAGCGCAAUGUUAUCAUUUAGUUCAUAUUUAAAUUCAAUCUUACCGCAAUUUGCAGAAAUUUUACAUCAAGGAUAUCAACAAACUCAAUUUGGUUGUUACUUAUGGGUUUCAGGAGUUGUUAUUAGAGUUUACGGGGAUGAAGAUGUAAACUCAAAGGAAAUUACUCAAGCAGUUUUAGAAUUUUCAAUACAUCAAUGCCAAACCUUUUUCCAACAAAUUAAAAAUUUAGAUUCUAAUAAUAAUGUUAAACAAAUUCCAGAUGUAAUUGAAGAUUUUUAUAGAAUGUUAAAUGAUUUAUUAAUGUUUUAUCCAUUUGAAAUUAUUCCAAAUUCAGAAUUUUUAGAUCAAGUUUAUCAAGCAACUAUUAUAACCUUAACUAAAUUGGAUGAAUAUAAUCCAAUAAUAUCAUGUAUUCAUUUUAAUAUUGAUUUAGUAUCAUGGGGUUUAGAACAUCCACCAAUUUCAUUAUUUGAAGAUAAGGAUACAGAACCUUUGAAAAAUUGUAUAAAGGAAUUUUUGAUCCAAAAAAAUCAUGGAUUCGAGUUGUUAAAAUGUAUAAUUCAUGGAUUAAUUUUCAAAUUCCAUAAUGACAUUCAACAAGAUGCAAGUGAUUUAAUUUUAAAAAUCUUGGUAGUAUGUCCAAAUAUUGAAGUAGCAGUUGGUUGGUUAAAUGAGGUUGUUAUAAAUUUACCAAAUAUUCAUGACGGAGAAACUAAUAGAUUAAUUCAAACUGUUAGUAUUGCAUUACAAAAUAAAGAUAAUCGAAGAGUAAGAAGUGCUUUGAAAGAUUUUAUUGGUUGGUAUUCAAGAAAAAAUGUAACUAGGACUAUUUAA
This is a messenger RNA of Lodderomyces jiufengensis, 2883 nucleotides long. RefSeq names its product Mtr10p (gene MTR10). Gene Ontology annotation, molecular function: small GTPase binding. The record is from RefSeq and is a predicted model, not a curated record. The transcript has a single exon. The coding region runs from base 1 to 2883 and encodes 960 amino acids. Gene Ontology annotation, biological process: protein import into nucleus. Lineage: Eukaryota; Fungi; Ascomycota; Pichiomycetes; Serinales; Debaryomycetaceae. Gene Ontology annotation, cellular component: nuclear membrane; cytoplasm.